Messenger RNA from Grus americana (Whooping crane), 5874 nucleotides. RefSeq names its product translocase of inner mitochondrial membrane 44 (gene TIMM44). Gene Ontology annotation, cellular component: mitochondrial inner membrane. The record is from RefSeq and is a predicted model, not a curated record. Gene Ontology annotation, biological process: protein import into mitochondrial matrix. Lineage: Eukaryota; Metazoa; Chordata; Aves; Gruiformes; Gruidae. The transcript is spliced from 12 exons. Gene Ontology annotation, molecular function: protein-folding chaperone binding. The coding region runs from base 28 to 1494 and encodes 488 amino acids.
GCGAAGGUCACACGCUGGGCUGGGAAGAUGGCGGCGGGGGCCGGCGGCUGCCGGAAAUGUCUCAUCAGUGGCAUGUGGCUGAUAUCCAGAAGAUACCCGGUUCCUGCAGUCCCCAGGGGUACAGUGUAUAGAAUGAGCAGGCCUGUUUUAGAGAUCCAUCAGUCUAGAUGCUACUCUUCUGGAGGAAGAAAAGGUUUUAUAUCAGGUUUCGUGGAGAACAUCAAACAGGAAUUAGCAAAAAACAAGGAGAUGAAAGAAAGUAUUAAAAAAUUUCGAGAUGAAGCUAAAAAGCUAGAAGAAUCUGAUGCGCUUCGAGAAGCAAGGAGGAAAUAUAAAACCAUUGAAUCUGAAACAGUGAAGACCUCAGAAGUGAUUAAAAAGAAACUUGAAGAAAUAACUGGUACAGUUAAAGAGAGUUUGGAUGAAGUAAGUAAAAGUGAUAUUGGCCGAAAGAUAAAGGAAGGUGUGGAAGAAGCAGCAAAAACAGCAAAGCAGUCUGCGGAGUCAGUGACAAAAGGAGGAGAGAAAUUAGGCAAGACAGCAGCCUUCAAAGCUAUUUCUCAGGGAGUAGAAACCGUUAAGAAGGAAAUAGAUGAAAGUGUUUUAGGGCAGACUGGUCCUUACAAACGUCCGGAGCGACUACGAAAAAGAACAGAAUUCUCAGGCGAGAGGAUUAAAGAGGAGCGAAUAUUUGAAGCUAAUGAGGAGGCCAUGGGUGUGGUGCUGCAUAAAGACUCGAAAUGGUAUCAGCAGUGGAAAGAUUUCAAGGACAACAAUGUGGUCUUCAAUAGGUUCUUUGAAAUGAAAAUGAAGUAUGAUGAAAGUGAUAAUGCAUUCAUUCGAGCUUCCAGAGCUGUCACAGACAAAGUCACUGACUUAAUAGGUGGAUUGUUCUCGAAGACAGAAAUGUCUGAGGUUUUGACAGAGAUACUCAAAGUGGAUCCAUCCUUUGACAAAGAUCGUUUUUUAAAGCAAUGCGAGUAUGAUAUAAUCCCCAAUGUCUUGGAGGCUAUGAUGUCUGGAGAGCUUGAUAUCCUCAAAGACUGGUGCUAUGAAGCGACUUACAGCCAGCUUGCUCAUCCAAUCCAGCAAGCCAAAGCCAUGGGUCUCCAGUUCCACUCCAGGAUUCUUGACAUCGACAACAUCGAUCUGGCUAUGGGGAAAAUGAUGGAACAGGGACCAGUAUUAAUCAUCACUUUCCAGGCUCAGGUCGUGAUGGUAAUUAAGAACCAGAGAGGGGAAGUGGUGGAAGGUGAUCCGGUAAGUGAUGCUCAUCGGCUGUGCACACGUUCCCUGGGUGCCCUGCAGCCAUCUCAGUUGUGGGGGAUUCAUCUAGGUGCGUCGAGAGCAGCGGGUGCCCACGCAUACUGCGUUCACCAGUGUGCACAAUAUUGCAUCUUGUGGGUAAGGUCUCCGUUCAGCUCAGUGUGGGCUUUUUAUUCCUGUCAGACUCCCAAGUGUUGCGACCCGUUAAUUGAGAAUUAUCGUAUAUGAGGAGAGUGCAAACAUCUAGAAUGGACAGGGGAAUAUUUUAAAUUCACAGUGAGGAGAGGAGCUGGAGCUGUGACCACCGGCAGCGCUUUCUCUUCCACUCGCUGCCGUGCCUGGCCAGCACGCUCCCUGCCUGUGGUUAUCGCCUACGAGUUCCGCUCCUUUGGCACCCUCUGGGACAGAACUGAACUGUCGAUUAGAGCUCCAUCACACAGCUUCUGCCUGAUCCUGUUCUUUUUGCCCUCCCUUUUCCUUUCAUAAGUAAACACAGAGUGCAAAGAUGUUUGGUAAACAGGGUGGGAGCUGGAGUUAUUUAAGUCGUUUGCAGGAGAUGGGGCAAAUCAACAACUGGAAGUAGAAGUUCAUGUUUUUGGCUGCUGCCUCCCUACUAAAUAUCUUAAAGUGCUGCAAGCCUUUACUUACCGAAACCCUCCCGUAUCCAGUUGUAUUAAAUGCCGUAUGUGGUACAGGCUUCUAACGGGAACUCUGACACAGGGUGAUUUAUGCAGCAAAUCUCUGGCAUCUCUAUGGAUUGUACUUCACCGUGGUUUAGCUUUUAACACCGCAAGUCCAGCCUGCGCCUUCUUUUGUGGGUGAUGCUAGACUGAGCCUGUCAGACAUAACCACAGAAUACGCUUGUUACCAGAGUUAAUGACACAGCAGGCUCGAGGAGCCCGUGCGUUUUCCGGAAUACCUUUGUUCUCAAGUGGCUCGCUAGCCAGACAGCUCAGUCUGUGCAAUGUUUAAGUAGCUUAAUGAUAUAUAAUGGGGGGGACGUUGUGAGAUGUCUGGAGCUGGCAGUUUCUAGCAGACUUCCAUUAAAAUUAAUACAUGCAUUUAAUAAAUAUUGGCUUUUUGCAACCAUUGUCUUUAGUCCAGGCUGUAAGUUUACAAAAAAAAAGGGACUAAUUUUAAUGAUGGGGCCCAUCUGGACUGAUUUAUAACCUGUCACAUCAACUGCAGGGGUGGAACAGCUGAUAUAGUGAUUUCUUGCAUUAAAUUACUGCAUUCCUAGAAGAUUGAUAUUGAUGUGAUAAUUAUCGAACAGGAUAUCAAAGUCUGUUUGCUGUCUGAUUUCUCUGGAGCAGCAAUAAAUCAAGGAGAUGCAUUAAAAUUCUCCAUUGAAAACAAAACUUCAGCUUUAAUCAAAUGUCAGAUGCAGGCUGGCUGGUAACUAUGAUUUGGUGUUAACUGCUGAGCCGCUCCUGCAGAGUAUUGAACAAACGACCUUCUGGGGAAAAGGAGCCUCAAACUGCAAACUCUCUGAACAGAAAUCAUAUGCUUGUAAUUGCUGCGGUGUUUUACCUAGUUGCAAUUGUUCAGGUUCCCACUGAUGUGCUGCAGGCUCACCCCCAGUGAGAUGUGGGGAGACCAGGCAGCCUGUGACGGGGUUGGACCAGGUAUUGUGGUGGUUAACGUAGGAGACCCCCACGGAGCACCACAAACUCCAUCUGGGAAAAAGAAGCCUUAGACAACCCCUUGAGCAAUGCUGCGAAGUCAAGGGAAUCUUUUUUUUUUUUUUUUUUUUUUAAAUGAGGUCCUGAAGGACUGUGAGACAGGAUACUGUUUGUCAUAGGCUGUGGGAUUAAAGGACAAAUUUUCACCUUGCACACAUGGCCACGAUAGAAAUCUGCCGUUGGGAGUUCACACGUUUGCUGUCCCACUUUCUGUGAAUAUAUGCAGCCGCAAGCACUGUACAUUGAGGAUUAAGAUGUACCCUAUUAAUAAAAGCACCAGAUCAGAAAACUAGAAAUCUCUCUGCUUUGGAAACACGUAGGUUUUGUGUUUCUUCACAUCUUAUUUCCAGGAAGAAAGUUGUGCUGCUUGUUCAGUACUGCGUGCUGCGAGGUCACCAGCAACUCUAAGCUUAGCUGCUGUUCAUCCCUUCAGAAAUCCUAUGUUCAAGAACGUAAACUUUUCCAGAUGUAGCAGAGCUUUCGUGCUGAAGUGUAUGAUUAAAUUGCCUUUCCUACGCAAAUGGACUUUGAAAAUCACAAAUCACAAAAAUCACACAAAUUAAGGUUCCUCUGACAAUGUUAAAUCAAUUCUGUUACUUCAUCUUGAGCUUAUACUUAGUGUUUUAUAGCAGGCAAAAGUUUUGCUGUUUUUCCUCUCUUGUCCCUUCUGCUCUUCCUUCUGACAUAUCCUCCCAAACAUCUGUAUGACUCAAAUUUUCAAUCACUUUUAACGCUUCUGAGCAGAGCUGAAGCAAGUUAAUUUUCUGAAACACUGAGCAAGAAAAAAAUGACUUUAUGAUAUGCGAUAUUUCUAAAACAUUAGGUUUCUAAUGACUGGUCUGAUACAGAAAGUCUCCCCCCUCACAUUUGUGUACCUAAAUUAUAACCUAUAAAGAUUCACACAUUCGAUCAGAAAUGUAGUCGUUAAGUAUGCAUCUGGGAGCUGAGCCAAUGCACGGGCUGAUCCCUCAGUGAUACUUCCUUAUCUGAGGGAAAUACUCUCCGUGGUUAAUGGUUAAAUGAUAAAAAUCAAAAGAACCUUUGAUUUGCAGAAUGGAUCUGUGACACCAGGCUGGAUUUGGGCUCUGAUGGGCAGUGUCACCUCUCUCCUGGGAGAGGCAGACACUUCGUCAGAGGUGGCUGCAGGGACUCUUCAGGGAGUUGUUUUCCUAAGACUGACCCAGUAUGGUGAAAGCACUGUUUGCACUGCAAAAAAGCUGCAGAAUUAGCGUGUGUCUGUGGCUAACGCUGUGGUUGGACUUGUAACGGUCUGAUUUUCGUUGGUAAAUGUUGAUUUAUUUUUUUUUUUCCCCCCGCUCUCUGUCUCUCAUCAGACCUGGCGAUGAUAAUUUCUGGUUAAUUUGAGCUGCUCAAAUGGAAGUGUGAGCACCAGUGAUGGAGCUGUGGGGAGGGGAGGCAGCUCACAGGCUGAUGUGGGAGAGGCAGAGUUAGAGCCACAGGAAAGAGCCUGAACUCAAGUGACGUUACAGAGAGCAGUACAGCCUGGUGGCAGGACCGAUUGGAAACCGGAAAUUUACAGAGUCAUAGAAUCACAGAAUGGUUUGGGUUGGAAGGGACCUUAAGGAUUAUCUAGUUCCAACCCCACUUCUUUAAAAAGAAGGUCAAAUAUUAUCAAACUUGGCAGUGGUGCCAGUCAAUGUAUAUCAGCCAGAGAUAUUUAGAAACCCUGAUUCUGUUUUUGGAAAUCAAAAGUUGAUCCGUUCCUGACUGUGAUGAAUUUCUAACCGCAGUCUAGUAGAUGUUGCUGGAGCUGUCCUUAUUUGGGACCUUCGGGCUUAGAAACAGAGAGCAAAAUCACGAGCGAGUCUCUGGAGGAAGUGUGGAGCAUGUCCCUGCCACCUCUGAGCCAGGAGGUCUGUGACCAUCACGCAUGCUCUAACGACAGGAUUUUCCUUCCAGGACAAGGUUCUGCGGAUGCUGUACGUGUGGGCGCUCUGCAGAGACCAGGAUGAGCUCAACCCAUACGCCGCGUGGAGGUUAUUGGACAUUUCCUCAUCGAGCACUGAGCAGGUUCUCUGAGAAGAAUCACAUCCAAGGGCUUCCCAUACCUCUCUUGAAGCAGCACCAUCUCUGAACUCACACCAGUCUGCUGUAGGAUGGACCGUGGAGAGGAGAGGCUGGACCGGUUCCUUUUCAGAAGAACAGGCUAUUCCGUGUACCCUCAUUACACCAACCCCUAUAACGAACUGGACGAGUCUGACAUAUCUGCCUUACGCUUUGCUGUGUAGUGUCGCACUGUAAGGAUGUACGGUAGAUUUGAACGUGAAUGCUCUAAGACUCUAGCAGCUGCUGUUGGCUCCUUUUUUAAUUGUGGCCGAAGGAGGCUGGUUUGGGUCCCGUGUGUUUCCCAGGGAUGGACAGAGGUGGGUUAUCGGAGAGUGAGAUGCGACAGGUCUAGUUCCCAUCUGCUGUCAUCCUCUGGUGGCCUCAAAGCAUCCCUGAAAAGAUCUUAGAGGUGCUUUUGAGGCACGUUGGUCUUAGCUAACCUACAUCUCUUGUACAAAGUCGCACCAAUAAGCCUUCUGUUGCUGCAGUGUCUUGCACUUUACCAAACCAAAUACAGUCGGGACUUUGCGCACGACUCUCUGUUGAUGUGGAGCAGAGUUGGGAUGGAGAUGUUGGCAUCAUCAGGCAGGUUCAUGAGGCUGGUUGCAGGGGUGGACUUUGCUGCUAGCGAUAAUGUUUAUAUAUCCACAGCUUUGCAGGGGGAAGGUUCUUGUUUCUGGUGUUCUGUUCACGGUACCGCUCAAGAGCACGCAACGGCGUUUCUCUGUCGGGUUAAUAUGAUGGUGAGGAGGAGACAGGCUGCAACGGGCUACGAGGAAGCAGGCAGAGUGCUACAGUGGUCAGGAGUAGGUGCUAACAGAUUAGCAACAAAUGAGUAAAUAAAAUGCAAUAACAGGUA